Mangifera indica (mango) is the source of this 1941-nucleotide messenger RNA. RefSeq names its product syntaxin-112-like. The record is from RefSeq and is a predicted model, not a curated record. Bases 327 to 1865 code for a protein of 512 amino acids. Gene Ontology annotation, cellular component: endomembrane system; plasma membrane; SNARE complex. Gene Ontology annotation, molecular function: catalytic activity; SNARE binding; SNAP receptor activity. The transcript is spliced from 8 exons. Lineage: Eukaryota; Viridiplantae; Streptophyta; Magnoliopsida; Sapindales; Anacardiaceae. Gene Ontology annotation, biological process: exocytosis; intracellular protein transport; vesicle fusion.
GGGACUGUGUUACAGAUUUGAACCGUUUUGAUCUAGUUUUCACAGCCAUGAUUCCAAUCCUCUCAUAUUUGUACAGACUCUCUCUCUCUAAUAUUUGAAAUGGUGAGUAAUUUGUUCACCAUAAGCUUAGCUUUAUCGUCUCCCAUUUCGUUUCAAUGUGAGUUAACGGGGGUUUAGUGGAAAUUUCAGAAAGUUGGGGGAGUACAAUGUAUUAUAAGGAUGUUUAAGGGUGUUUCAUAAUUAUAAAACAAUUGGACAAGAAAGUAAGAAUAAGAUAUUUUGGUCCUCUUAGUAACGAACUACUUCUCUUGUUCUCUGGACAAGCUAUGGCGAUAUUAGAAGAAUCGGCGGUGAAUUCAGCGGUUUCUCCGCCAAAUUCAUACGGAGCCGUUGUUCUUGGUGGAACCUUUGAUCGAUUACAUGACGGACAUCGUCUGUUUCUCAAGGCCGCGGCGGAGCUGGCAAGGGAUCGAAUUGUCGUUGGCGUCUGUGACGGUCCAAUGUUGGCUAACAAACAGUUCUCCGAAUUAAUACAGCCCAUUGAGGAACGGAUGCGUAAUGUUGGAAAUUACAUCAAGUCUAUAAAACCAGAGCUUAAAGUGCAAGUUGAACCUAUUACAGAUCCCUACGGCCCUUCAAUUGUUGAUGAAAAUUUAGAAGCUAUUGUUGUCAGCAAAGAGACACUACCUGGUGGCAUGUCAGUUAAUAAGAAGAGAGCGGACAGAGCUCUUUCACAACUGAAGAUUGAAGUGGUGGAUCUAGUUUCAGACGGAUACAGUGGAGGCAAGCUAAGUUCAACAACCUUAAGGAAGCUUGAGGCAGAGAAAGCCAAAAAAGAGCAGGUUGAGGUUGAGAAGGCCAAACAAGAACAACCUGCAGAAGGGAACAUUUUUCUUGGUGGUUUUUCUUGUUUUCCUUUCACACUCAUUUAUGUCGGAGGUAUUUGCAAAAUUCUUGCAGAGAUGAAUGAUUUAAUGACAAAAUCGUUCUUAAAUUAUGUGGAACUGAAGAAACAGGCUCAGAAGGACUUUGAAGUGGAAGUCGACAUAGAAAGAGGCCAACUCAACCCCGAAGAUGAAGAAAACCUCUCUCAGUUUUUCCAAGAAGUCGAUGUAAUCAAGGAGGUAAUGGAAGAGAUCACCAAUCUCUUGUACGAUCUUCAGGAUCUUAAUGAAGGAACUAAGUCUACACACAGCGCAAAAGUCCUCCGGGGCCUGAGAGACCGAAUGGAAGCAGAUACUGUCUCUGUACUUCGCAAAGCCAAGAUUGUCAAGUCAAGGCUCGAAUCACUGGAUAAAUCCAAUAUAAGCAACCGCAGAAUUUCACAAGCGUUUAAAGAAGGGAGUUCGGUUGAUCGCACAAGGAUAUCUGUCACUAAUGGUUUGAGAACCAAGCUUAGAGACUUGAUGAAGGAAUUUCAGUCUUUGAGAGAAAAGAAUUUGUCAGACUACAAGGAAGAUCUUAAGAGGAGGUACUAUAAUGCAACUGGAGAGAACCCAAGUGAGGAAGUAAUUGAUAAAGUUGUUUCUGGAGGUGGGAAAGUUGACAUAUUUGUGGACAAAACAGAUGAGAUGGAUUUGAGGAAUCAAGAGAGACAUGAGGCUGUGAUGGAUAUACAGAGAAGUUUAACUAAGCUGCACCAGGUGUUUCUUGACAUGGCAGUUCUGAUUGAGACACAAGGGGAGACGGUCGAUGACAUCGAAGAGAAUGUGGCAAAUGCGGGUAAUUUUCUCAGUGGUGGAACUAACAGUCUUUACUAUGCCAAUCAGAUGAGGAAGAAGAAGAAGAAGACAUGGGUGUUCUGGGUUUGGGCUGUGGGGUUUAUUGUACUACUGGUUUGCUUUAUUUCAUUGUUGGCUUCUUGAGAGAAACCAAUGUUUCAGAGAUUGUUGAGGCAAUUAUUUUCUAUAUGGGACCUUAGCUGGUCUACAGAUUUUCUUA